Molecule: messenger RNA, 1638 nt
Organism: Gryllus bimaculatus (two-spotted cricket)
Lineage: Eukaryota; Metazoa; Arthropoda; Insecta; Orthoptera; Gryllidae
Source: the annotation of a GenBank genome assembly
GGCGCCGUCGCCCCCGUGGGCUCCACCGGCGCGCCCUGCGCCGUCGCGCAGCGCGAGCUCGCCGCCAUCCUGCGCGAGCUGCAGUUCAUCACGGGCCGCAUGCGCAAGGCGGACGAGGAGGCCGAGCUCAUCAGCGACUGGAAGUUCGCCGCCAUGGUGGUGGACCGCUUCUGCCUCAUCAUCUUCACCAUGUUCACCAUCAUCGCGACCGUGGCCGUGCUGCUCUCCGCGCCGCACAUCAUCGUGCAGUAGUGCCGAUGCUCCGGAAGCUCCCGAACGAUCUUGAGGCAAUUGGCGGCGGGCCGCGCUCGCGGUACGCGUGCCCGGGAAGAAGGCGGGAUCUGCACAUGGGUGGCUUUCUGAGAACGGCUCACGGGAAGUUGAUGCGGUUUGCCUUUCAGGGUGUAGAAUAUUACGCGCGGAUGCCCUCACUCCUCGCGACUUAGUGCGAUUAUUAUUGGAAUGAGCUUACUUCUGGAUUCGGAAAGUUGUUUGAUCCCGUAAGAUCGUAUGGCAGUUAUCGGAUAUCUUCCCAAUCAAAUCAAUUACUCCGGGCAUUUUUCAAUUACUCCUGGUCCAAACUCCACGAUCACAUCGAGACCAACAAACUCACGAGUGUCGAUGACGCAUUGACCAGCAGCUGCUGCCUUCCUUUCGAGCACGUCAGCUUCUUCGCGACAUGUCGCCCGCUGCGCUCUUUUAUUCUCUUUCACAAAUACGGACUGUCGCACAAUUCUCGUUAUCUCGUAGCUCUCGAUAGCUCGCUUCCCAUCCCCUCCUUCUUCCGCCCGAAUCGCCCGCAGUUGGGCCCGUGGCCAACACGCGGCGCUCUCCCUUCCCAUUGCAUCCCGCCCUCCUCGCCCUCGUCCUCGUCCGAUCCGAAUCCCCGCCCUCGUUCAGUGACGACGGACAGCCGCAGCAGCAACGCGUUGGUCGUUUUCUGUGAUAUUCCCCGCUCGCCCCCGGCGCCGACCUCGCGCGCGGCGCCCUCCCGCUUGCUUGUCUCAGUACGUAACGUUCGCUCUAGAUGAAUAAAUUCUCGUUUGUAAACACGAGCUGCCCCCAAACCCCCACAUCAAGGAAUUGAACCGCGACCCACAGUGGCGCGGUAGCCCAGACACUCAAGAGGCCGUAGAUAGAGUAGAGACAGAAAAAAAAAUACAGACGCUCUCGCGGAGUCCUCGGCCGGAGCAAGGGAACGGAGCGGCGCGCGGCGAAGCGCGAUGCAGUAGCAACGAGCUCCUCUCUCGACGGGCGGCCCUAGGCGCCCGGCGCCUCGUCAGCAAAAGUGUGCAUGAAGCUGCGAACGGACUCCGUAAACACUCGACUGAGUGUCCACGCAGACACCAGUCGAAAAAUAAUUAUUAUUUGUAAGAAAAAAAAUAUGUUGUAAGUGAAAACGUUGUUGUGUGGUUUGUGGAAAGUUUUGAUAUCUCUGUAACAUAUUGAAGAAUCCCCUGUAUAUUGGAAUAUAUACAUAUUAAUGAAUAUAGAUAUUAGUGGGAAUCGAACAGCACAAAAAUAUGAGAUUUUAAGGACGAGGGUGGACGUGAGUGCUCCCACCGGUGAGGCUUCCUCUUAAAGCAGGUCCGGCGAGCGGCAGCGCAGCGCAGCGCAGCGCGCGCAAGGGGCGCGGGG